AACAUCUUUGAACAUCCUCUCCUCUGGCAGUUUAUCGUGGCCCAAUCGUGACGCGCUCGCUUUUGUUCCGAUAAAGAGAGUCACGCACCUCUUAUCAGUACAAGUGCCUGGCAUUCAACUACUACCGUGCCACUUUUGGCAUUCGACUGCUAGACUUCCCUGGACGAUAGAGAAAGACGCAUACACUGUAUAUCACGUUCGCUUUCCUUGCCGCCAGGAGAUUCGACGAAUACUUCGUUUUGGACAGUGAGAUGCCUUCCGAAAGCGACCUUCUGGGACACUUUGAAGCCCUAGCGUGGCGUCCUUUGCAAUUUGUGGCUCUCCCACCGGCGAUAUCGUGUGACUUGUGCGCCGUCAUCCCCGAGAAGAUCUUCAGGCUCGAAUGUUUCCAUUUCCUUUGUGAGGGAUGUUACCAGAGCGUUCUUCAAAGCGACCGACGGUGUCCGCUCGACAAGCAAGGCUUUCUCGGAACUGAAGUGCAAACUUCACUGAUCCUAACGACCCAUCUGCAGAAACUGGAGGUGCGUUGUUGCAACUUUAACCGUGGCUGUACCUUCGUUGGAUCGCUGGAACGAAUGAAAUCCCACUACUUGAAUGACUGUGGGUUUCAUUCAUUAACAUGUAGGAAGUGCUGUGCCACGGUGCUCAGUAAAGAUAUAAUCAGCCAUUACAUGGAAGAAGAAUGCAGGGCACAAAAUGGACCGAGGGAAGAUGUUGAUAUUGACAGCAGCGUCGUCGGGAUUGGAAGAGAGAUCAACGCCUCACUAUCAGAUAUAGCGGAUAAGCUACGUGCUGUGGAAGAUCAAUUAAAUAGCCAUGCUGUGGGGAUCGACACUACGAAAGAGUGCGUCGAUAAUUAUGCGCAAGUACUCCGCACGAUUCAAGAGGAACAUAGGCUCUCCACAGAAGGUGUGUCGAACUUGGCCUCUACCCUGCAUACAGUUACGGAAGCGCUAUCUUCUAUUGAAGAGCAUUUCAGCAACGAAGUUGGACGUGGCGCCGAUGUUCAGAAUAUCGUCACUUCAAACCGGGAGAGGCUGACCGCUCUGAUCGAAUUGCAGAAAGAAGUAGCUCAGAACGUAGUGACAUUUUGUGGAGGGUGGAAACAAUCCUCCGAAAAAUUUGAAGAGAUGUCGAAACGUAUGCCAGAUCAUUUCUCCUCAACCGACAACAUACUCAGUACCACGAAAGAUAUCCUCCAAACUCUACGGGAUGCAAAUGGAUACGGACACAACGUUGCCUUUUUUCACGUCCAAGACGUCGACGAGCUUAAGAAGAAAGCAAAUGAGAAGGGGUUUGCGACAAGCUACUCUGAUGUUUUUGCGUUGUGUGGCUUCUCCGUAAAGUUAUGUGUGGAAUUCAGACAAUAUGAUGACGUCAUGUGCAUAAGCGCUGGUAUGUGCAUUUGUCGUGGCACCAAAAGCCCUGGUUGUAAAUCUUCCUUCACAUGUUGGUAUACGCUCACCUUGAUGCAUCCAACUAACGACAAAAUGAAUAUUUGUGAAUGCGCUAAUGUACCAAAUGUGCUUGAAAGGUUCCUUGAACGUUUCAAUAGGCCUGUCCAAAGUUCAGAUAUGGGCGUCCGCACCUCUCGGUUUUGUAAAUUGGAAGAUGCUCUGAAUGCAGGUUUUGUUCACAAGAACUCAAUUACUUUUGGCCUCACCGUUACGACUGCAGUCAAACCUCGCUUUACGAACACCCUUCGUUUCUCAGAAAAUCGUUCGUAAAUCGAGGUAUUCGUAAAUCGAGGUCCGAGGUGUGCAGUGCACAAAUACCUCACAAAAACACGGGAAAUUGAUUUGAAUAAGUUUUAUUUUUGAAAAUACUGCGUAAUUUUGCUUUGCACCAUACUUUCUGCAAGGUCUAUCCCGUUUAGAAGAGAUGACAGAAGUCUGACACUUGACUCAUCCACCCGGUCCUCAAAGUACCGUAUCGCGCGCGGAUGAGACCGUUUCCAACGGCAAAUAUCACGCUUGUCACCGGCUGUCAGGACUGAACGCCUUCUCUUGGAACGGCAAGAGGUUUCCAUCUCGGAGACCUGGUCCAAACUCACAACCGUUCGGCUGUAAACGUCCGAAUUAUUCUUUCAGGAAAUGGUGAAUCAUGUUUGUGGAACGUAGCGACGUUGGAACAUUGUAUGUUUGACCUUGGGCAGCAUGUACUGAGGAACUUUCAUUAUCCUCCGGUCCAUUGCCCUGUCCUCUGUACGUUCAUAACUCCUGUUCGUAUAUCGAGGUCAGAAUGGCUUGGCUACUUUGGGUCCGUUCCCUAAUAAUCCGUUCAUAGUUCGGAUAUCGACGGUUGGUAAAACGAGGUCAAAAUACACAGAAAAAGUUUGGUUCCCUGUGGAGCCGUUCGUAAGUUGAGGGAAUUCGUAUAUCGAGGGUUCAUAAAACGACGUCCGACUGUAUAUGACUCGGGCUAUGAGCCCAAAAGCACCAGCUUGCUUGUCUGGUAACCACCAUGAUGUAUAGGAUCACUGCACGAAUUUAAGAACCUGAUGCGUGUAUUCUAAAUACAGGGUGUCUACUCAAACUGUGUGUGUGUGUUUUUUUUAAUCAUGGCAAUGGUCUCUUUUUCUCUCAUUUUCCAAUCACUUAUAGGCGAUAUAUUAAUUCUUCGUUAUGCGCGCCGCCUUAUGGUGCACUAGCUACCACCUGCAGCAUUCCUCAAACUAAUUUUCAAUAAUGAACUUUUUGUUUAUGAAAGUUGGAAGUUGUGGAAAGUUGGAAGUCGGCAAUAUAUUAACCCUUGCUGCUCCGACGCUGUUUUCGGAAAAGGGAUUGAAAAAGUGACAGAUUUGGAGGCCAAAUCUUGACAACCGACCUUUUAGUGUCGAGCAUGACGAAUAUGCAAGAUGGAGCACCUUAUUUUCAUGAACCUUAUGCCUGGUCAUAUCACACCCGUGUGUUCAUGAGCACAUACUGGCUCACAUUUUGAUUCAAUGUCGAGGGUUGCACACUAACAUGUUCAGCACAUUAAAAUGUUUACAAAAUAUCAAAAAUACCUAGAUGUGCAUUACAAAUGGGCAAGAUGGAACAGCCAUUUGCAACUUGUUGACAUGGCGUCUGCCUUAGUGUUGCUCAUGUUACACCGGUGUUGUUCAUGAGCCCAUAGUGGCUCACAUUUCGAUUCGAUAGCAGGGGUUGCACACUAUAGACGUGCAUAAGAAAUUUGUAAGAUGGAACAGAGGUUUGCAACUUGUUGACAUGUUGUCGCUCAUGUCACACUGGUGUGUCCAUGAACCCAUGCAGGGUCAGAUUUUGAUUCGCUGUCACCAGUUGCAAGCUAACGUGUCCAGCACGUUGACUACAAGGGUUGCAGAAGUUGAGCGUUUGUCUAUAUAGUCAACUUUUAUUGUCGUAAUGUAUGUCCACAGCACAGACCACUUGUGUUAAAAUGGGGUAGCAGAUAUCGGGAAUGAUGUUCAAUCAGCAAGAUCACAGCAACCUGUCGUCCUGGCCUGUCAACAAGGUCGUCUUGUCUUUUGCUGCUUGAACAUCAUUAUAACCACAACACUGAUUUGUGGAUAGAACUUCCAUAUUUAUAUUAUGCAACACUUUUUUCACAUCAGUAAUGUACAGGGAAAAAUUAAACAGAGCUGCGAAGUA
Messenger RNA from Ornithodoros turicata, 3611 nucleotides. RefSeq names its product TNF receptor-associated factor 3-like. Gene Ontology annotation, molecular function: protein binding. The transcript has a single exon. The record is from RefSeq and is a predicted model, not a curated record. Bases 252 to 1727 code for a protein of 491 amino acids. NCBI's taxonomy places the organism in Eukaryota, Metazoa, Arthropoda, Arachnida, Ixodida, Argasidae.